AUGCAAUAUUUAAGAUACCAUCAUUCAAGUGGAACACCUGUGAAAGAUGGUGUCGUGCUGAAAACACCGAUUCCUAAACAGAAAUGGGAAUUACGAAGUGACAAGGUGAAGCUAAGUGCGAAAAUUGGUGCUGGUGCAUUUGGUGAGGUGUGGGUUGGAACUAUGCAGGAAACCCCGAAUGAUCCCCCAAUUCAGGUCGCCGUAAAAUUGUUACCGACAAAAAUGCUGAUUGGCUAUGCUAUCGAUGCUGCAACCGGCCUUGCCUAUUUACAUGCGAAAGUUUGUAUGCAUAGAGACAUUGCAUGUCGGAAUUGCCUCAUUGAUGUGUCAAAAGGUAUUGUAAAACUUAGCGAUUUCGGUUUAUCGAAGCAAGCGGAAUCCUAUAAUAUACCGAAAGACGAAAAAAUUCCGAUAAAAUGGUAA
Haemonchus placei is the source of this 423-nucleotide messenger RNA. The record is from the annotation of a GenBank genome assembly. Lineage: Eukaryota; Metazoa; Nematoda; Chromadorea; Rhabditida; Trichostrongylidae.